AUGCUCUACCAAAGAUAUUUUCUGCGAACCAACCAAAGCCACAUGGUCCAUUUGUUGGUGCUGCUCUGUAUACUUUUUACGUGCAUGGCCAUAGCAGUUGUCCUUUCCGACUACGAGACUCAGGUUCAAUGUUCCUUGCUACUGCUGUGUUGUAUACUUAUUUACCUAGUCAUAAUAGGCAUAGUGUCACGGUCCGGGUUGAACGAAGUAUACCUAAGUUUCGUGUCCUACGUGGUGCUGGCCACUUUCCUGCUGAUCGAGUUGUCUUUCGGCGUGCUGACCAGAUCCCAAGCCGUCACCGUACCCACGUUAGUGUUCGUCUACAUUUCUUACAGUUUACUGCCGGUCAAGUUGCAGUAUGCCAUUGUGGCCGGCACUGUUUUCAUGUUGUCGCAGUUAAUAUUCACCCUGUCUAUGGAACACGGCAUAUCGAAACAGAGUUUCAUUAAUUUGCUAUUGUUGGCGUGCACAAACGUGACUGGUGUAAUGAUGCAUUACCCGAACGAAGUGGCAAAGAGACAAGCAUUCUUGGAGACCAGACAAUGCGUCCAGGCGAGACUGACUACGCAAAAAGUUAAUCAACAACAGGAGAGGCUGCUUUUGUCAGUACUGCCCCGGCAUGUCGCUAUGGAAAUGAAGGCCGACAUCGCCGGUAAACGCCAUGACAGCAUGUUCCACAAGAUUUAUAUACAAAAGCACGAGAAUGUCAGCAUUUUGUUCGCGGACAUCUGUGGGUUCACUAGUUUGUCUGAUCAGUGUACAGCUCAAGAGCUCGUAAGGCUACUUAACGAACUGUUUGCGAGGUUCGACCGAUUGGCUCAAGAAAACGCGUGUUUGCGAAUUAAACUAUUGGGAGACUGUUAUUACUGUGUGAGCGGUCUGCCCGAGCACAGGCCGGACCACGCCAACUGUUGCGUCCAGAUGGGUUUGGACAUGAUCGACGCCAUAACUUUGGUGAGGGAUGUGAUGGACGUCAACGUCAACAUGAGGGUAGGAAUACACUCGGGUCGCGUGCACUGCGGCGUCCUGGGGCUUUGCAAAUGGCAGUUCGACGUGUGGUCGAACGACGUGACGUUGGCGAAUCAAAUGGAAAGCGGCGGAAUACCCGGGAGAAUACAUAUUACUGCGGACACGCUCAAGUAUUUGGGCAACGCUUACCAAGUGGAACCAGGAAACGGAGGCGAGCGGAAUGCGUUUCUAAAGGACCACAACAUCGAAACGUACCUUAUUGUACCACCCGAAACAACUUACGUAUCUCAAUACUACAAAAAACAGAGUCCUGGUCAUGCUCAUAAUGGCAAUAUAUCAAAAGAAUUCAGAAUCAUGGGACACAAUCAACGUCAUAAUACAUUUACAUGCAAAGACGAACCCGAAUUGAAUCACGGCGAGGUGGACGAAUACUUGUUGUGUGCCAUCGACGCCCGGAGCAUCGAUCGUCUCAAAUCGCAAUACUGCUAUCCGAUAACGUUGAAAUUCCGAGACACCAACAUCGAACAAAUCUACAGCAAAGUGCCCGAUCGGAUGCUCUACACCUACAUGACUUGUACGGUGUGUAUAUAUUCGGCUAUCACCGCAGGUCACGUGAUAAUUCUACCACUAUCCUAUUUGUUACUGGGAUGUUUAAUAGUCGGAUGGCUGACGAUCGUCCUGUCGGCGGCAGUAAUCUUUCGCAAUCGCCUGAUGGAAAUGACGGAACCGCUGAAAAAAGCGUCGCAGACAAUCAACCAGAACCGGUCCAUAGCUCAAACGCUGGCCCUGGCCAUAAUCGUCUGUUGCUUUUUGACUUCCAUGACGCCGCUGAUCAUACACAAACUGGAGGUGUGCUUCAACGAACCAAACCUAAACUCCACCGAAGUAUUGGUCGUCGAAGAUCCGAACAUGCGGGAGAGCACUUGUCAACUUUUAUUUAACUACUUGACCGUGUGCGUUAUCAUCCUGAUGAUAUUGGUUGCUGUGUACCAGGUGCUCAUCAGUCUAGUCAAACUCUCCCUGUUGAUAUUCAUAUCGUCUUGUUAUUUUAUAUUUUCCAGCAUGUUUCUAAACAACAGGCCAAUAGAAGAAUCGUUUUGGAUUCGUAUACUCAUGUUUGUCGUCAUGCUGGGGCUGAUUGUUGCGUUAAUUCUACAAGCACAGCAGACUGAAGUCACUUCACGACUAGAUUUUCUGUGGAAAUUACAAGCUACGGAGGAAAAAGAAGAUAUGGAACAUCUAGAAGCUUAUAACCGUAAACUUUUAGCAAACAUUCUGCCGGUUCAUGUUGCCGAACAUUUUUUGACUUUGGACAAACCCGUAGACGAACUAUACCACGAGCAGUGCGACAGCGUGUGCAUAAUGUUCGCGUCCAUACCGAACUUCUCCGAAUUUUACGUCGAACUGGAGGCCAACAACGAGGGUGUCGAGUGUCUGCGACUGCUGAACGAGAUCAUCGCCGACUUCGACGAGCUGCUCAGCGAACCGCGUUUCCAGUGCAUCGAGAAAAUCAAGUCGACCGGUGCCACGUACAUGGCCGCUUCCGGUCUGACCAGGAACACGUCCGACAGCAAACAGUACUCGCACGUCACCGCCAUGGCCGACUACGCGCUCAGACUCCGCGAGCAGUUGGCGUACGUCAACGAACACUCGUUCAACAAUUUCCGCAUCAGAAUCGGUAUAAAUAUCGGUUCUGUGGUGGCAGGAGUGAUAGGAGCUAGAAAACCUCAGUACGACAUCUGGGGCAACGCUGUGAACGUGGCAAGCCGGAUGGAUUCGACCGGAGUGUUGGAUAAAAUACAAGUGACAGACGAGGUAUACGAAAUAUUGAAGCUAAAAGGAUACCCGUUGACUUGUCGUGGUGUCAUCGAAGUGAAAGGCAAAGGAAACAUGGUUACCUAUUUUUUGGACAAUUAUGCUCAGCAAAAUUAA
Messenger RNA from Macrosiphum euphorbiae (potato aphid), 2901 nucleotides. The record is from the annotation of a GenBank genome assembly. Lineage: Eukaryota; Metazoa; Arthropoda; Insecta; Hemiptera; Aphididae.